Molecule: messenger RNA, 2228 nt
Organism: Eleginops maclovinus (Patagonian blennie)
Lineage: Eukaryota; Metazoa; Chordata; Actinopteri; Perciformes; Eleginopidae
Product: arf-GAP with dual PH domain-containing protein 1
Exons: 11
Coding region: 244-1374 (376 amino acids)
Biological process (GO): positive regulation of GTPase activity
Cellular component (GO): intracellular membrane-bounded organelle; plasma membrane; cytoplasm
Molecular function (GO): phosphatidylinositol-3,4,5-trisphosphate binding; GTPase activator activity; phosphatidylinositol bisphosphate binding
Source: RefSeq, a predicted model, not a curated record
AGAUGGUAACAUGUAGGCUUGAUUAUUAUGCAGUCUCAGUAAUAGAACUAUUAAACAGACAGAGGUUUCCUCCAGCAGCUCCAGGCUUUCUCCUCCUCUUGUGUCGGAUUGGAGGAGUAUCUCUCUGCCUCUCUUUUCUUUCUUUCUUUCUCUCUGUCGGACUUCCAUCAGCGGAUGUCCUUCUUGUUCUUCUCCUUCUUUCCCCCCCCGCGGUGAGGCUGCUGCUGGACCGAUAGACUCAGCAUGGCGGAGGAACCGGAGGGGAACAACCGGCUCCUGCAGGACGUGCUGGCGAGACCGGGCAACGGAACGUGUGCAGACUGCGGCAAUCCAGAGCCGGAGUGGGCGUCGCUGACUCUGGGUGUGUUUGUGUGCCAGGCCUGCUCGCUCCUCCACCGCAGCAUCCCUCACAUCAGCCGGGUCAAAUCUGUCCAGGAGACUUGGGAUGCCAGUGAGGUGGAGUUAGUCUCUGCCACUGGAAACAAUGCAGCCAAGGCCAAAUAUGAGCAGAAGGUUCCUGCUUUCUACUACAGACCAACACACACCGACUGCAAGAUGCUGAGAGAGCAGUGGAUCAGAGCCAAGUACGAGAGGAACGAGUUUGAGUUCAUCGAAAAACAGGAGCCUUACUCUGCAGGGUACAGGGAGGGUUUUCUGUGGAAACGAGGACGAGACAACGGUCAGUUCCUCAGCAGAAAGUUCAUCCUGUCGGAGAGGGAGGGCGCGCUGAAGUACUUCAACAAGCAGGAUGCCAGGGAUCCCAAAGCCAUGAUGAAAAUCGAGACCCUGAACGCCACCUUCCAGCCUGCUAAGAUUGGCAACCCGUGCGGCCUGCAGAUCACCUACCUGAAAGACAACAGCACAAGGAACAUCUUCGUCUACCACAGCGACGCUAAGGAGAUGGUCGACUGGUUCAAUGCUAUCAGAGCGGCCAGAUUCCACUACCUGCAGGUGGCCUUCCCUGGAGCCAGUGACGAGGAGCUGGUGCCUAAACUCACCCGAAACUUCAUGAAGGAAGGAUUCAUGGAGAAAACCGGUCCAAAGCACACAGAGGGCUUUAAGAAGAGGUGGUUCACCAUGGAUGACAGGAGACUCAUGUACUUCAAAGACCCUCUGGACGCCUACGCCCGCGGAGAGGUGUUCAUCGGCAGUAAGGAGAACAGCUACACCGUGCUCUCCGGCCUGCCCCCCACCACGCAGGGACACCACUGGAGCCACGGCAUCACCAUCGUCACGCCUGACAGGAAGUUCCUGUUCGCCUGCGAGACCGAGGCCGAGCAGCGUGAUUGGAUAUCGGCCUUCCAGAGGGUCAUAAACCGACCAAUGAGGCCGCAGGAAUACGCAGUGGAGGCCCAUUUUAAACACAAGCCUUGAAGAUGGCAGGAGGACACGACUCAACUGGACCGACCCAAGAAGUCUCCUUCAGAUCAGAGACUCUCCCAACGUGAGACCAUGUGGGGAGGAAGUGGGGAUAAAGAGGAGGAAAACAAAGAGACAAGAAGGGACUGGAGCCUAUCUGUGUGAAGAAAACUUGAACUCAAAUGGGACUGAAGGCCCAGAGGGUAGAUGAUGUCAUCACUAUGCGCCUACCAAACUCGUGCUAAACAUUACCAUCCGACCUUUCCUCAGUGGAUCCCCUCCCCCCCCGCCCCCCCUCUCGUCUGGGUCAUCCUACCUGUGAUCUAAUGUAAUUAUGUAAUCUAGAGUCAUUUCACUGGUUGCUUAUAACAAAGACAAUGCAUUGUUAAUUUAUUGAAUGUACAGUUUUGAUGACAGUGGCUUAAAAUGUGUGUGUGUGUGUGUGUGUGUAUGUGUGUGUGUGUGUGCGUGUGUGUGCGUGUGUGUGUGUGGAGUUUUCUGUUGAGGAUGCUGUGGGGUUGAACCUCUGGCACUGAGACCCUGUUAAAAACCUGAAACCUACAAAGUGCUGUUAACAACAAAUAUGCAUAAACACACAUCUCUCAGUGAUCACCGUAGCUGUUAAGGUGGCCGAUCCGGACAGGGUUCCUUUACGACUUCCAGUGUUCUCUUAUUUAUUGUCGGACAUAUCAUCGUAGACGGUCGUUGCUGCUUUUAAAAGGAUUGUAAUGUGACAGGAUUGUAAUUUAUACAACACUUCUACUCUGCAACUGGUUUUGUUUGACCAUCUGGUUUUGAAGACACAGUGUUGUGUUGACCCUGGAAUCACAGUGACAAGUUUGUUUCAAUAUUAAAAAAAACUAACGUGA